This is a messenger RNA of Thelazia callipaeda (thelaziosis nematode), 474 nucleotides long. Lineage: Eukaryota; Metazoa; Nematoda; Chromadorea; Rhabditida; Thelaziidae. The record is from the annotation of a GenBank genome assembly.
AUGUCAGAUGAUGCAAAUAAAGCAGAAGAAAUAAAUGUAGCAAAGCUAGUUUCGGAUGUUUCAAAUACUUUAUCUGGAUUUAAGAAUCUCUUUAUUCCUACAGCCAGAGCUUCUGCAAUAGAAGCAGCAGCGACAGCAACACAUUAUGAUACCCCGGCUUCUAAUAUUUUUACUGGUAAUGUCUGCUUUAAAGCUUGUGGAAUGGAAGAUAUUCAAGCAGCUGCCCAGAAGGCAAGUGAACUAUUCGUAACCUUGCGGUACUGUAUUAUUACCAUAACACUAAUCGCCAUAUUUGGCAUUAUUUUACUCUCAUUAGCAAUUGGUUGGUAUCUAAUGAAAUCAAAGGUAACAACUACUAGUCUGGAAACAGAUUCAUCAGCUCAACAUAAAUUUGGUGCAACUUCCAUCCUCAAUAAUUACCGCCAUCACAAAAUUCCAUCACUAGUUGUGAAUGCAAAAAAUAUUAACAAAUAA